AUGGCUAUGGUUAUAGGGGAUGUUGAGAUUGAAGGAGAGACUAUUACCGCGCUCUUCGACACAGGAGCCGAAUUAUCGCUAGUCACUAUAUCUACAUUAGAGAGGCUUGGUAUGGAUGGUGCUAUCGAUACUACGGUUACCCCUCCCAUUGUCGUGGCAGAUGGUGGUAAGUUGAGGAUAUAUGGUGCGGUUAUGUUACGUAUUACUACACCUGAUAUUUCUAUUAAGGAUCAGUUUAUAGUCACUGAUGACUGUUUAACUGUCCCGCUGUUACUAGGAUGUCCAACAUUGGCAAAAUUGAAGACAUCUAUUCACGUCACCUCUGAAGGAACUUAUAUCCAGACCAACGUGGGACCUGUGGAUCCUAUUAAAGUUAAAGGGAAGGUGAAGUUCUCCGAUAAGGUUGAUUAUUUCCCUGAAGAAAUAUUUCAAGGGUCUAUAUUAUAA
Perkinsus marinus ATCC 50983 is the source of this 447-nucleotide messenger RNA. RefSeq lists its product as hypothetical. Gene Ontology annotation, biological process: proteolysis. The transcript is spliced from 2 exons. NCBI's taxonomy places the organism in Eukaryota, Perkinsozoa, Perkinsida, Perkinsidae. The record is from RefSeq and is a predicted model, not a curated record. Gene Ontology annotation, molecular function: aspartic-type endopeptidase activity. The coding region runs from base 1 to 447 and encodes 148 amino acids.